Guyanagaster necrorhizus is the source of this 423-nucleotide messenger RNA. RefSeq lists its product as uncharacterized. The transcript is spliced from 4 exons. The record is from RefSeq and is a predicted model, not a curated record. The coding region runs from base 1 to 423 and encodes 140 amino acids. Lineage: Eukaryota; Fungi; Basidiomycota; Agaricomycetes; Agaricales; Physalacriaceae.
AUGUAUGUGCUAUUCAUCUGCCACGGCUGCAAAACAGUGCGCCUCGACUGCGACCCCACCGCUGUAUAUGUGCAAAGUCACGGCUCUACUCCUAUAGAAGUUCUUCUCACGUUCGUAUUCCGACGCGGAACCAACGGCGAGAUACUGGACUGCAUACCGCAGCUGAAUGACUUCUUUCCUGCAGACGAGCUCGCCCGUCGAAGGGUCGGUAGACGAGGCAGGGACUCGCCAUUUGAGCUUUGGUACCACAAGAACCAAAUGCAGCUGGGCAUCGAAGAGCGCAAUUCCGUGAACGACACGAUUGUCGGUCUGACCGGUUUUGUUCAGCGACAGAAAUUAUGGUAUGGUCCAAUCAUCGCUCUAAUACUCCAGAGAGACUGGGGGAAUAUAGCUCCUGUCAGCUGGAGAGAUGAGGUCCCUUGA